AUGGUUGCCCAUAUAGUAGGUUUGAAUUUCAGCACCAUCGACAACUUCCUCCCCAACCUAAGCAACAAUGCCAGCGUACAGGACAACUUGGUGCCCCAGGACACCUCUGGUCUAAGUAGGACUGGCCACACGGUGGUGGCAAUAUGCCUUGGUCUCAUUUUAGUCUUUGGAAUAGUUAACAAUUUUCUAGUCAUGAUUAUCUUUGCAAAGUUUCGGUCGCUAUGGACGCCUAUAAACCUAAUCUUGUUGAACAUCAACUUUAGCGACAUUCUCGUCUGUAUUUUCGGCACUCCGUUUAGUUUCGCUGCGAGUCUUAGAGGGAGAUGGCUUAUUGGACCCUACGGCUGCAAAUGGUAUGGCUUCGCCAAUUCGCUUUUCGGCAUCGUGUCCCUGGUGUCGCUUGCCAUGUUGUCGUACGAGCGCUACGCCACCGUGCUGCGCUGCACCAAGGCCGAUCAGUCCGACUUCCGCAAGGCCUGGCUGUGUGUGGCCGGCUCCUGGCUCUAUUCCCUGCUGUGGACCGUGCCGCCGUUCCUGGGCUGGAGCAGCUAUGGCCUGGAGGGCGCCGGUACGUCCUGCUCGGUAGAGUGGCACCAGCGCUCGCCAGCCAGUGUCUCCUACGUGGUGUGCCUCUUCAUCUUCUGCCUCCUGUUGCCACUCCUGCUCAUGGUCUACUCCUACAGCCGCAUCCUGGUGGCCAUCCGGGGGGUAACGAGGAUCAACCUGCCGUCGGCCCAGCGACGUGAGCAGCACAUCCUGCUGAUGGUUCUGUCCAUGGUGUCUGGCUACCUGCUGUGCUGGAUGCCCUACGGCAUCAUGGCCCUGCUGGCUACCUUCGGCAGGUCGGACCUGGUCACCCCUGUGGCCAGCGUGGUUCCUGCCAUCCUGGCCAAGACCAGUACCGUCAUCAACCCCAUCAUCUACGUGCUCUUCAACAACCAGUUCUACAGAUGCUUCUUGGCAUUUAUAAGAUGCAGCGGAGAGCCGAAGCCUGUCAGCGGCUUCAACACCCAACAGAGCAGCAAGGAGGAGCACCCCACCCCCCUGACCCCUUUCUCACGCUCAUCCCUGACCCACAAGCACCCGUCACAAGGCUCCCCGCGUGCCCACAGCCUCAGGAGCCCCAGGAAGCCCCCGUAUCCCCUUAGGAGAGAGCACCGCACCCUGUCCUUGGUGGUCCACUACAACCCCUGAGAGUUUCUCCUGCCCUUGGGGAAGCGCUACCUCAAGUGGCACAGAGUAUUGUGAGACUCAUUUGCAGAUUGAGACUAGAUGGGUGCUUGACUACCCCCUAAUGGCCUUCUGUCAGCCCUUCUUAACCAGACAUCCCAGGGUCCUAAUGUGCCAUUUUUAGUUUUGUUGAAGACAAUGUCAGUCUAAACCUUUUAAUGUCAGACACCAGUCCACCCCAGCUGGUAGCCUUUUGAUACAGCAUUGUAACCGACUGAGGGUUCUGUUAGUGCCAUCUUGUUUAUGCUCUUUUUUUAUCUUGACGUGUCUUUGCUGGCCAGUGUAAGUGGCUUGCUGGGUGUAAUUGUAUUAAAUACUGGCUUAGACUUAGGUUGGAGUCUUUGAUAUAUGUAAAAAUGUUGCAUCCAGUUUUAUAUUGGGCUAAUAUACAAUACAUCUCAUGUGCAAACCUUAGCUAUUUUUGUUCCUGUUUUCAUAUUGUCAUUGAUAAGCCAGGCUCUUACCCUUUUCCACUAGAUUCGCAGUUUUACCACUAGAGGAAGCCAUUAGCCAUGAAACUGAUAGCCAAUCAAAUCUGCUUCUAUAGUUUGCUACCCAUGUAUUGCCUUUGGAGUUGUAAAUCUGUUGAGCAAUGUUGUCAGACCGCAUGUUAAAAAAAUGGUGACAGAAAUGUUGCUUGUUGAUGUACUAUGCUUAUCACAGUAGAAGGGAUUUAUAUCAUAAGGGAUUGGUUUUCAUAAUUGUUUGUUGGUAACAGGCUGACAGCAAAAACAAAACCUUGUGCCAUUUCUUCUGCCAGUACUAAUAUACAUUUUUGGAAUCCAAUUAAAAUUCAAAGUGUUCAGAUUUUAUGGAACCUGCCUAAAUUGAAUAAUGGAAAAUGACAACUUUCCAUUUGCUGAAAAUCUUGUACUUCCCUUUGUCUUUCCUGUUCUCUGAUUCACAUCACAAUUAUUCCUUUUAUUACUGAGAAAGUGUACUGUGAAUGUGUGUUAACAUAUUCCUCAUCCCUUCUCAUGAAGGGAUCUAUACAAAUUGUAUUUAUAUUGAUCCAAUUGGAGUAUACGUGCCAUGACACUAGCAGUCAGUGACCCUGAACACUCCUACAGUCUUCCUAACCCCAUUGCAUCUCCCUUGCAAAGAGAUGGUGUACAAAUC
This is a messenger RNA of Osmerus eperlanus (European smelt), 2349 nucleotides long. RefSeq names its product teleost multiple tissue opsin 3a (gene tmtops3a). Lineage: Eukaryota; Metazoa; Chordata; Actinopteri; Osmeriformes; Osmeridae. The record is from RefSeq and is a predicted model, not a curated record. Gene Ontology annotation, cellular component: plasma membrane; photoreceptor outer segment. Gene Ontology annotation, biological process: phototransduction; cellular response to light stimulus; visual perception. The transcript has 4 exons. The coding region runs from base 1 to 1194 and encodes 397 amino acids. Gene Ontology annotation, molecular function: G protein-coupled photoreceptor activity.